AUGAGCGACGUUUCUUCUGAGAACCGCAAAGUCACCGAGUUUCUUCAGACUUUGGAUAAACUCUCUCAGGAACGGCUCAUGGACGACCAGAAAAGACAAUGGCUGCUUGAACGGGAUAUCGACCGGUUGAGUGAGAGUAGGAGUCGCCGGAGCCGGAGCGGCUCGGGUGCCAAUUCUCCUACUUCCUCGCUGGCUUCGUCUAAGAGACCCAGUUUGAGCUCGAGGGCUUCGUCGAAGGGGCACGAUAUCAAGGAGCUUGUGUUUAACCGGACUGCUAGUGCCAGAAGCAAGUUCCAAGAAAAGUGGAAAAAUCGGAACCCUGAGAAACGGCUGAACCUGACAUCUGAAUAUGCGUCUGACGAUGAGUUUGACGAUGAGGGCUACCAGCUUCCGUAUAGACCUAGGAAGAACUCCAGGCCUAAGGGUUCGAGGAGACUGGCCAAUAAGGAUAUGGAAAUAGAGCUUCCCAGACGCUCCAGGUCGCCUUCGCUACCGGGACGGCUUUCUGAGGGUGAGGAAGACGAAGACGAUGAGCUUGAUCUUGAUUUUGGCUUGAAAAGACCGGUGGCUAGGAAAACUUCCUCUUCCUUGAAGUCCUGGGUGUCUAGGGAAUCUGGCGAAGAGAGUCCUAGAACGCCCAAGAGCCCUAAGACGCCUAAGGAAGAAAGACCUGGCUUCAUGAGAUCGAUGAAGGGCUCCAUUUCCGAUAUGAGAGGUUCCUUAUCGGAUAUGAGCGUCAAGGGUUCUUUUACUGAUAUGAGAGGCUCGUUGCAUGAUUUGAAAAAGAAGGGUUCCGGCUCGUUUACCGAUAUGGAACGUAAGAUCAGACGCAGAGGUGUGGGAGAAGACGGUGAACCUAAGGUUAGCAAGAAACAAGCCAAGAGAGACGCUCGUAAGUUGACGCUUGAGGACCGUAAUAAUGUGUGGAGAGCUGAGUCUGACGAUGACGACGACGACGAAGAGGUCGACCAAGAGCAGUUGGAAGAGGACGAGGAAGAAGAAGUUAAUGUCUGGAGAGCCCAACUCGAAGCUGAAAGAAAGGCUGCUGCUAGUGGUAAGGCUGAAAAGAAGGUUCCUGCCUGGAAGGCCAAGGAUCAACAACCAAAAGAACAACCAUCGUGGAAGGCUGAGAACAAACCUCAACGUAAACCAAUGGUGUGGAAAGCUGACGACGACAGCGACUCUGAGCCUGAGGCAGAGUCUCCCAAGACUUAUAAACCAAGCAAGCCUGUUAAACCAGCCAAGCCAUCGAAGCCAUCGAAGCCUGUGAAAAAGUUUAGGCCAGUUACGCCUGAGGAGUCUGAGGCUUCUGAAGUGUCUGAAGCUUCUGAGGUUUCUGAAGAGGAAGAAGAAGACGAAGUUCCUAGAAGUCCAGUUUCGAAGAGAUCUGGCGCGUCAUUUUCCAAACCGGAAGCUCCAAAGCCUCGUGCUGCCGCAUCAAGAACACCAUCUGCUUCUUCCUUGACUUACACGCCACAGCUGGUUGCUGCCAAACCAAUGCCUAAGAAACCUGAGUUCAAGCCAGCUCCAAAGCCUGAAUCUAAACCAAGCCUUGGUUCCAAGCCUGUGUUCUUUAACCAGGAACCUAAGCCUGCGGCUAAGACAUUCCCCAAACCUGAAAUCAACAGUUUGGCUAAACCUGGCUCUGCUGGUACUAAGGCUGCUCCUCCUCCAAAACCAGCGAAGCUUUCUACUAAGGCUUACGAGGAGAAGGAUUCGCAAGAGGUGAAGGACCAGAUUCUGCGUCUUUCUCCUACGAAGGCCGACAAGGGCCCUGAGAAGCCAGCCAAGAAGGAUUUCGACAAUGAGCAGAAGGACUUGCUUAAGAACCAGCUCGAUAAGCUUGCAACGAAAAAGCAGCCUCCAGCUAAGCCUGCCAAACCUUCCUCGAAACCUUCCUUUCACGAACCAAAAGAAGACGAAGCUGAGGCCAUUGGAGCCCGCAACUCCCUCAAGCCUGCUAAACCAUCCGCAUUGAAGGCUCCCGCUAAGCCAGAGGCCUUGCAGAAGUACUCUGCCAUGAAGGGCGUGUCAAGAACAUCCAGUGACCUCCAGGAACCCAAGGGGAAGCCUAGUUUUCAAGCCGAAUUAUCUGGUAUACUUCGCUCGAGCACCGAGCCUUCGUUGAGGGCCGACGCUCCAUCUAAUGCAUCCUCCAGCUCUUUGGUUGAAACUUCAACCAAUGGUCCACCAAGAAAUACCCUCAGAAAGGUGCAGACGGAGCCGGCUGUGGCCAAAAUCUCGCAUGUCACCAAAUCCAGAGCCAAGGGCCCCAAGAGAAAGUUACCCAAAUCAGCUUCUGUUGGUGAAAACGAGCUGUUUGACGUUGAACGAGCUCUGGCCAAGUCUGAGCCUGAAGUGGAAGAAAAGGUUGAGGAGGAAAAACCCAAGGCCAAAAUCCCACCCAAAAAGCCUGCGAAAAAACCACCACCAAUCAAGGCUAAGAAACCAGACAUUCUUGCAAAGCCACGCAACGUCAGUGGCGAGUUAUUUAUCUAA
Candidozyma haemuli is the source of this 2499-nucleotide messenger RNA. RefSeq lists its product as uncharacterized. The transcript has a single exon. The coding region runs from base 1 to 2499 and encodes 832 amino acids. NCBI's taxonomy places the organism in Eukaryota, Fungi, Ascomycota, Pichiomycetes, Serinales, Metschnikowiaceae. The record is from RefSeq and is a predicted model, not a curated record.